AUGGAUCGAACCUGCAACUUGGAAGAAGGCCUUUUUGAGAGGACACUCAGUACACGCGACCCUUCACCAGAGGAAAACAUUGGGGCUUUGGGCUGGCUGGCUUUCAGCUGGUUUACACCCAUUGUCGACUUAGCCUUUCGACGUGACCAGGAGAACGGGAAGUUGGAGCCCACUGAUGUUUAUCCUCUAACGCGGAAGAACGUGGCAGCAAGACAGCUGGAGCGACUGGAUCAGCAUUGGCAGGUGGAGCUCCAGAAGGAGAAGCCGGCCCUCAUCAAGGCAAUGAAGAGAGCUUUUUGGAAGGAGGUGUUCGGCACUGCGUGGGUGAAGUUUAUCAACGACUGUCUGCACUUUGUUGGGCCGUUUCUAUUGAACAGGAUUGUCAACUUUGUGAAUGGCGUGGGCUUCGAAGGAGAAGAGCCUUUGUGGAUGGGCUACAUGUAUGCUAUUGGAAUGGUGCUGUCGUCAGGAUGUCAGGCAUUCCUGAUGGCGCAUUAUUUCCAAGGAGGUUACCAGACCGGCAUGCGAUUGAGAACUGGCCUGAUUCUGAUGUCUUACAGCAAGGCGUUGCGUGUAUUGCCAUGGGCAACGCCACCUCCGAAAGAGGAACCUCAAGAGCAGCAACCAAGGCGGUGUUGCAAAAAAAACGCCUAA
Messenger RNA from Durusdinium trenchii, 654 nucleotides. The record is from the annotation of a GenBank genome assembly. Lineage: Eukaryota; Dinophyceae; Suessiales; Symbiodiniaceae.